AUCUCUAACGAAGAGAUGCACGAGAUUCUCAAGCACACCCUCAUGGGCACAGGCGAGACCACCGAGCCCUUUGUCAAUCCACUUGGAGCCGUCAAGGUCCAGCGAUAUCCUCGCAAGCUGGGUCGGCGUCGUGGCUUCCGCAUCGACACCAGCGAGGCGAACGAGCCCCACGACGACGACUCCAAGGAUUUCAAGCUCGUUCUGCCGUCGGUCCUCCGGGAUGACGACGCCUCGACCGAGAGCGGGAUAACAACCAUGUUUGCCGACAGCAAGAUGCAGCCCAUGACCGACUCGUUCACAAAGUACAUGGACAUCCCAACCCAAGAGCUCGAGGAAGCUGCCGCUGCUCCGAGCGACGAUGCCGAUGGCACCGAGGCCAAGUCUGGCGACGAUCUCAAAGUCGCCCGGGCAAAGAGUUUCCGAUACGUCCGCAAGAAGGAGGCGCAGACAUCCGAGUGGUCGCUGGCGUUUGCGGUGGCCAUGAUCAAGCAACGGGCCAUGCCGAGGCCAAAGCAAAAGGACGAAAGCGAAGGCGAGACCCAGAGUAAUGCCACGAGCGUCAUCGAGGAGCUCGGCGACUUCUUGAACACCCCAUACACCGAGUACCCUGUUGUCCCCGAGAAGCACACGCCGGCCUACCAAGCCAUUUUCCAGACCAUGAUGCUCGCCCUGCGGGAGGGUGACCGGUUCCUCAAGUACGAGGCCGUCCGCAUUCUUGUCAUGAUGGGCGCACAGUUCAGCACCCUGGGUCGAUGGGACAACAUCUCCUUCAAGGCUGCCCUGCAUGAGAUGAUCCGGCACGGGGCGGAGCACCAGCGAUUCUUGGCAGCAACCACCCUGUGCGAGCUCGACAACGUGGACGAGCAUGUGUUUCGAGAGCUCCAGAAGGGGCUGGGUGAUGUCGAAGAACAACGGCGCAACAAGAGCAAGGCGAUGUUGGAGCGGAUGGGCACCGAGUAUGUGCACCAGGUCUUUUCGAUUCUGGUAGAAGAGAGCCGGAACAGCAGCUGGCGGGCGCGGCGGGAGACGGUCGAUCUGCUCGAGAAGUGGAUCCACCGCCUGUCGCCCAAGGCUGCUGUCGAUUCGGACGGGGCAUCCGAGCCAGCCCCAGGUAUGAACGGCAACGGCAGCACCAAUGACCCGAGCAACGGACCCAAGGGAUCGAACAAGGCCGCACGGCCUGCUCCCAAGCCCAAACCCAAGCCGCCGCCGACAGAGGAGGAAAUCAAGAAGCAGCAGGAGCGGCUCGAGAUGAUCGACCGGGCCGUGCAGAUCCUGCUCGACCUGAUGUGGAACGACUGGUCCACAGAAGUCCGCAAUGGCUCGGCACAAGCCCUUGGACGGCUUGGACGGGGCCGAUCGGUGUUUGAUCGGAUCGUGCAUCUUCUCGAGUCGAACGAUCCGCUCCGCAAGAUCGAUGCGCUCAAAGCACUUGGCUCGAUCGGGGUGAUGACCAAGAGCGCCAUGGACAACUACCUGGCAUGCUUUGUGGACUCGCACCACUCGGUCCGGAUCCAGGCAUGCAAGGUUGCCUGCGUCUUGGCAACGAACAACCGCCAGCUGGUCGGGGCGCUGAUCGACCGCUUUGACGACUACGACUGGCGAGUCCGGGCAUAUGCAGUAAAAGCCGUCGGGCUCUCACGCUGCAAAGAAUCCAAGAUCCGCGAGGCGCUGCUCUACUUUCUCUAUCACGAACCCGAAGCGCCCGUGCGGGUCGAAGCCGCCCGGUCGAUUGGCGAGCUCGGGCUGCUGGAAAUCGAUGCGGCCUUCAAGGACGCCCUCGUGACGGUCAUCGAAACCGACAAGAGCGAGAUGGUCCGGAAGGAGGCCCAGGCAGUACUGGUCCAGGCCCGUGCCAUCACCACCGAGACCAUCGGAGGCGCUCCCUCAGGCACAUCGGCUCCGUCUUCGGCCGGCGAUCGGGCGGCGGGACAUUCAGGACACCCAGGGCAUCCAGGGCAUCCAGGGCAUUCGGGGCACUCCGGGCAUGAGCCGGGAGACACGCAGGCUCACCACCCCGGCGGAGGAGGCAUGUUCUCAAGCCAUCCGUCCGCAACCCUGACCGAGAGCAACAAUACGCUGUCGAGCAUGUCGUCGCUCAGGGGCUCGACGCUGUUUCCGACCGCACCCACGGCUCGCCCUGUGCCGUUUCCGCACAUCCUCAGCGGCCGAUCCGAGGCCGAGGUCGACAUCUUCCUGCGCGACGAGCUCGUCGGCGAGAAGGAGCAGCGCGCUGUGAUCGAGCAGGUCGAGAACAUGACGACCAAGGGCCAGGUCAUUGCCGAGGUGCUGCAGCUCGAUGCCCUCUCGGCGUACAUGGAAGAGUCGGGCCUGGAUCUGGUCUUUGGUGCCGAGCACUCGCCCAUGGUCCACGAGAUCCACCAUCCCAGGCGGAGGAGGCCCAUUUCGCUCGGGCUGCCGGAGCCCCAGAUGCGGGGCGGCAGGCGUGUGCCCAAGAUCGAUUAUGCAUAGAGGAGUGACGGAGCGGAGGGACUUGUCUUUGUCGGUCAUGGGCCAAACACAACAACGAUACCCAUUCUCCUCGCUCUGGGAUGCGGGACCACUAACAUCGGUGCUGCCGAUGCUGUCCGUCAGAUGGGCGAGCCUGUUUCCACGCGAGAUCCUGGGUGACGAUUCGGCACACUUCCUGUCUGUCUUU
Polychytrium aggregatum is the source of this 2659-nucleotide messenger RNA. Its product is annotated as armadillo-type protein. Bases 16 to 2472 code for a protein of 818 amino acids. The record is from RefSeq and is a predicted model, not a curated record. Gene Ontology annotation, molecular function: deoxyhypusine monooxygenase activity. Gene Ontology annotation, biological process: peptidyl-hypusine biosynthetic process. The transcript has 5 exons. Lineage: Eukaryota; Fungi; Chytridiomycota; Chytridiomycetes; Polychytriales.